GGACAUGAUCGGUUGUGAGUGACAUAUUAAAAUGAGGUCCUACUGUACGUUUUACUGUACAUACUGUAUUGUGACUAUUUCCCCAGCAUCUGUGUAUAGUACACUUAAUAAACUAAUGUCAUAAUUAAAACAAUAAUAAUGUUAUUUUGUUAUAGAGUGUAAUAACAUAGUUACUACCAACGCCUCUCUCAUCUCUGAGAGGGACAUAGUAGCUACGUUAUUUACGUCAUUUAUUUGAUGUCUGUUGGCUUGGCUCCAGCAUCUUUGUGUCACGCGCUGUACCUGUCAACUCAACUGAAGCAUCGUUAUAAUCGGCUACUUCAUGAGAAAGUUUCACUAGUAGCUAGCUAGCUAUGUUUCAUAAAAACUCAACAACUGUCACCUCUUUUAUACUGUUAGAUACAUUUCAAAAGUGCUGAUAAAAUACAUGGCCUAAUAGAGUACAUUUUUUCUGUCUGAUUUUACUGGACAAAAUGAAUUGGGUCGGUGGUUCAAGGUAAGUUUGACAGCUAGCUAGCUAACGUUAACUUGCUAAACUAACGUUAGCACUUGUACAUAUGUUCUUUUUGACAGUCUGGGUGGAACGAGUUUUAGAAAACCUUGUUAGCAAAUAUUCAACAUGAACUUUCUCUUUCUUUGACAAAUAACAUUAGAACUAUAACAUAACUGUUACUAUUUAACAAAAAUAUUCUACUGAACCCCUUUUAAAAAUAUUAUAUUGACCCCAUUUUAAAUAGCAAUUUUAACUUGAUUUUCCAUUAUAAAUAUUCAGGAACCGGUUUAUGAUGAGAAAUGACAUGAAAAAGCAGAGGGUAAGUUAAACCCACAGUGGCCUUAAAUAAGGUCCCAUAUUGUAUACAUUAUAAUACAGUAUACACUACCGUUCAAAAGUUUGGAGUCACUUAGAAACAGACGCCUCACAAGUUGUCAACUGGCAGCUUCAUUUAAUAGUAACUUACCUGCAAAAUACCAGCGUGAAGAGGCGACUCCGGGAUGCUGGCCUUCUAGGCAGAGUUCCUCAGUUCAGUGUCUGUUCUUUUGCCCAUCUUUUAUUUUUAUUGUCCAGUCUGAGAUAUGGCUUUUUCUUUGCAACUCUGCCUAGAAGGCCAGCAUCCCAGAGUUGCCUCUUCACUGUUGACGUUGAGACUGGUGUUUUAUGGGUGCCAUUUAAUGAAGUUGCCAGUUGAGGACUUGUGAGGUGUCUGUUUCUCAAACGAAUGCACUUGUCCUCUUGCUCAGUUGUGCACCGGGGCCUCCCACUCCUCUUUCUAUUCUGGUUAGAGCCAGUUUGCGCUGUUCUGUGAAGGGAGUAGUAUACAGUGUUGUACGAGAUCUUCAGUUUCUUGCCAAUUUCUCACAUGGAAUAGCCUUCAAUUCUCAGAACAAGAGUAGACUGAUGAGUUUCAGAAGAAAGUUCUUUGUUUCUGGCCAUUUUGAGCCUGUAAUCGAACCCACAAAUGCUGAUGCUCCAGAUAUUCAACUAGUCUAAAGAAGGUCAGUUUUAUUGCUUCUUUAAUGAGCACAACAGUUUUCAGCUGCGCUAACAUAAUUGCAAAAUGGUUUUCUAAUGAUCAAUUGGCCUUUUAAAAUUAUAAACUUAGAUUAGCUAACACAAUGUGCCAUUGGAGCACAGGAGUAAUGGUUGCUGAUAAUGGGCCUCUGUAUGCCUAUGUAGAUAUUAGAUUAAAAAAUCUGCAGUUUUCAGCUACAAUAGUCAUGUACAACAUUAACAAUGUCUACACUGUAUUUCUGAACAAUUUGAUGUUAUUUUAAUGGACCUAAAAUGUGCUUUUCUUUCAAAAACAAGGACAUUUCUAAGUGACCCCAAACUUUUGAACGGUAAUGUAUGUGACAUGAUAAUACAUACGCCAACAUUUUAUCAGGAAUUCUUUGAAAAGACAAAAAUGCAGAGAAAGAUGAAAACAUUAGGAAUACCAACCUCUCCUAAAGGAGCCAGUUCUGGAAGUAUGGACCUAGUGACUUUAUUCAUAGUAAACCAGAUUGCUGCAAAGAAAGAAAACAAUGAUCAGCCAAAGAUAACUCACAUCACUGAUGAUAAAGGAGGACCCAAGUCGAUGAGGGAGGGGCCCCUGGAGUUACCCAUGAGCCCUUGCUCCCCAUCACGGCUUUCCCUUGUGGAGAGCCAGCCUUUGUACAGUAUCCAGGCUGCUAGAAAGAGAAAGCACUGCAUUCCUGAUCGAUUCAAGUGUAGACAGCUCUCACCAGUGCUGGAGUCGAACAUGUCAGACACCAGUACGUCAGACUACCAGCAACGCAUCCAGGACACCCUGAGCCCCUUCUGCUCGGCAUCAUCGUCAGUCUCCCCCUCAGGGGCAGGCCUGUUCUCCCUCCAGCAGAGAGCACAGGUCCAGCCACAGCUACACUGCUCCCCUAGACCCCCCUGGGAUACCUCCACCUCAGAGCAACUACAGUUUAGACCUUUCUCUCAGCCAGGAGGGAGGAGAGAGUGUUCCCCGUGGGCCACAGGACCAAGUGGACCCAAACAGCAGCUGAACAUGGCCCCCCCUGUGUCCAGAGUACGGUUUGGAGGCACAGAGCCUGAUAGCACAGACACCAGAGACCAUGUCAUGCACGCAGUGGGGUUCUCUAUCAACCAAUCGGAGGGCAAAGACCACACCUUGGCGUUCUCUCUCAAAGAUCAGACAAUGAAGUUCUCUCUCAACCAAAUAGAGAGUGAAGAGCAACACGAGAAAGCACUCUUCGGGGCCUGUAGUAAUGAGGAAUAUGGAAGUGAAGCUAAUUUUAAGAAGGGGAUGUCUAAGAUAUAUCUCAAGGAGGAAGUACCAACGUCUUCUAGAGAUGUGAAUGAAUCACAGAGCCAAGACCCUGAACCUGAUUUUCUGACUCAGGUUUCCAACUGCACUGAUGUCAGCUCAUCUUGUCCUGGAAACACUCAUAAUGGUCCUAAGGAAUGCUUUGAAUCAUCGCCCAGUUACUCUCCAAGAGGAGGCUACUUUAGUUCAGACUCUGAUGAUGACGAGGUGGAGGAUUAUCACCAGUCUCACCAGGGUGGAUCCUCACAGUCACAUACAGUGAGGUCCUGUAGUGAAGAGUUCCCUGUCCUCAGCCAAGGCUCAUCACAUUGGAACACACAACAACUGGGUCACCCUCAGUCUCAACCCAGACCUUACACCCCACCCACUAGGCCUCAAUGCACAGGGAACUGUGGAAACGACCAGAGAGAUCAUAGAGACCAGAGAGUUUUGGAGAGCUUUGGCUACACUGAGAGACGGUCAGGCUGUGUAGUUACAGAUGACAGUAGCAGCCAGGUUAGGGUUAUAAGUGAUCAGUAUGUCCCAUAUUGUCCUCUGUCUGAAUCACAGUGCUCUGAGGUUCACCAACAAAAGAUGGAAGCCACCGGAACACGAGAAACACAAACACGAGAAAUGGGAACACAGACUGUCGCCAACAUCACCUCGAAAUGUCCAACAUCGGACGUUUCAACUCAGUGCAAUUUUGGACUGGAGUGUAAAGAGAACAACCUCAUGGACUCUGAAUCCCACAAGUCUGCUUACAAUGUAAUACCGACCCCAACUACCAGAGGGCAGGCAAGUCACAGAGAUGAGUCUAUGAGACAACAGACACACAGAGCAUUAUCAGACAGAUCCAGGAGGGAGGGAGAAGAGCAAACGCCCUGGAGAAAAUCAACAGCCAGAGAGCUUAAGGCUGGACCUGGGCACCAUCCAUCAAUCAUCCCUUCUAACAAGUGUCGUAACACUAACACUGAGAGUAGAGUGUGUAUUCAGAGACCCACUUCCUCUAUACUAGAUGCUCUCCUCAUCACCAAUGAUGUAAAAGACUUGAGAGAUGAGCAGCUGCAGCAUAGAGGACAGGGAGAUGAAAGAGAGGUCCUGGACCCUGUUGAGAAUGUUCCUCUUAGAGAAAACCUUCCAGAUGACAAAGAGGAGAAACGGAGUGGGAGUGCAGAGGAGAGGGAGGAGGUCACUGCUGAGAGCGGAGUUAACAGGCUUUCAGAGGAGGUUGAGACACUUCAGGAAAUAGCAGACAUUCUGCUCAUGCUGAAGCAGAGGAAAAAAGAUUAGAGGUGGGAAGGACAGGAGAGGAGGGUAUCCCUUUAAGAGUUGUGAACAAUACUAGCAACUACAUUCCUUUACCACAGAAUCUGUUUCUGCAUAUUUAAAGAUUUAUAACAAUGUCCUUGGGAUUCUACAUUAAAACGAAAGCCAGACAUUGCAAGAUAAUUCGU
This is a messenger RNA of Salvelinus fontinalis (brook trout), 4228 nucleotides long. RefSeq lists its product as uncharacterized. The record is from RefSeq and is a predicted model, not a curated record. Bases 1773 to 4064 code for a protein of 763 amino acids. NCBI's taxonomy places the organism in Eukaryota, Metazoa, Chordata, Actinopteri, Salmoniformes, Salmonidae. The transcript has 11 exons.